CAUCGACCAAGGAACAUACGUGAUCUUUGGGUCUGCAGCAAAUCUACUACAACAUUUAUUAGUCAUGGAGGAAACAGAUAGAGAUCAGAAGAAAAAGAGUAUCAUCCCUCAGCUGCCAAGCUGUUUCAUGUCGCCAGAAACGCCGGGCAAUCUUCUACGUGAUCGCCUGACUCCUUGCUUCGACUCGCCAUCGUCAAUUUUCCCCACUCCACCUUGUUCGCAAGAAAAGGAAUCGAUCUCUCAUUUUCAUUCGUUAGCCCUUGAUGAAUUUCCUAGGCUUAAUUUUGAGCUUGAUGAGAGCGAUCAGGAGAAAUCUAUGCAGCAAAGCCUUCAUCGGUCACCUUUGAUGCCAGAAGACCGUGUUAUCGGAAGGCUGAUUGGAAUAAAAAGCGUGGAUUUCAUCUCCGAUCUUUUAGCAGUAAACGGCAAUAAGAUUUGCCAGAGAAUCUGCAGCUAUCUGGAACCUCUUGAGCUAUGCAGGUUCGCCUCCGUGAGUCGAACAUGGAGGAAUGUUGUGAAAGGAGACACAAAAACGAGUCAGAGGUGGAAAGGAUUCCUCAGAGAUUGUAAGGACCAUUGUGCUCUCAAGGGAAAGGAGAAUUAUGGUGUGCCUACUUCUCAGAGGUCAACUUCUAAUAAUCUUAAAGGAUUUCCAUUAAAAAGUGUCGACAUCAAUAAACCUGAGAAAAAGAUCUCUAAACUACCUGCACUUGACAACCAAACUACAACCCCAGUUUGUUCCCAUCCAGCAUCACAACAGACACUUGAACUGAGACCUUGUCCAAAAUGCGUCUCACCUUCAUAUCUGUCACAAACACAAGGUCACUGUCAGUGUCAGAAAUGUGGACUAAGAUUCUGUUCAGUUUGCCUAAGAGAAUCUCAUCAUCAUCAUCUUCAAGGUGAAAGCCCAUGUGACGGACUACCUAAAAACAGUGGAAUGGCUCUAAGACUCAGAUCUAGAAAAAUCAACAAUGACAGUAUUGGAAGUAAGAAAACUAAAGAUAGAGUUCGACGGCUUUGACACACAUUUUAGCAUACAUUUUGUAAAUUUAUGCUGUAGGCUUGUUAGGGUAAUUUUAAAUAGGUAGUUUUAUACGAAUUUUUAUAGAGUUGUGCAUAUAUCUACUUAAGAUUUUAG
Pocillopora verrucosa is the source of this 1138-nucleotide messenger RNA. RefSeq names its product F-box only protein 43. Gene Ontology annotation, biological process: negative regulation of meiotic nuclear division; regulation of mitotic nuclear division. The record is from RefSeq and is a predicted model, not a curated record. Gene Ontology annotation, molecular function: protein binding. Lineage: Eukaryota; Metazoa; Cnidaria; Anthozoa; Scleractinia; Pocilloporidae.